CUCGAUUCACACACGCCCAACUACUCAUCCAUGGCAAUAGCUUGUUUUCCCUUUGUAGUUUGUAGUUAAUACUUAAUACCACUCCAGAACAGAGGAGCGAAAGCAAGAACUCACUUUGGCGAAUUCUCUCAAACAUGACUUGGGCACCCUUUGUUUCUUCUUUUACUGCUUUGGUUUUCUUCUUCAUCAACUUUCAAUCAGCCCAUGUCACCGCCCAGGGAGAAGUGUGCAACUCUUCUCCCUCUUGUGGUGAUAUUCUCAACAUCCAAUACCCAUUUCACUUGAAAAAUGAUCCCAACAGCAACUGUACCAAAUUCCUUGAUUUCGAACUCGAUUGCGAAAACAAUCGAACUGUCUUGAAUCUGAAAUACUGGACAGCAACUCUGUUUUAUAAUAGCUAUACAUUCCAAGGAGACUUCACAAGAAAAUACUUUGUGGAUGAAAUCUUAUACUCCAAGAAGCUUAUCCGAAUUGUCGAUCCUGGUUUACAGACAGGGAAUUGCUCUUCUCUGCCUAGCUAUCCUUCCUUCUCUGGUUAUUCAUUCUACACUACGGAAUCAAAUGAGAAUGGCAUCACAUUUGUGGAUUGUUCCUCACCAGUCAAGAAUGACACAAAUUACAUAUCUACCUCACCUUGUCUCAAUGGAGGCUCCUCAAUGCCAUAUUCAUAUGUCCUUCUUGGGAAGACUCUCCUUGACCUCAACCCAAACUGCACCGUUGUAUCUAGCUCUCCCACUCCAUCAAAGACAAUUCUGAACUACACAUACCCAGAAAUUCACCAGGCUUUGCUGUCUGGUUUUUACAUUACUUGGCUAGGGAAUCCUCAUGUUGAUGAUGAAGGUUUCUUAAAACUCCUUGCAGAGAUACCUGUCGUAUUUUACCAAGUGAUGGUGAUGAUAGUGUUUAUCCUGAUAGGAAGGGCAUCACUUGGGAUAUUGUGGCUAUUACCCUAUUUGAUCUACAAAUUACACAGGAAACAUCUGUCAAUGGAUGGCAGAAUUGAAGAGUUCUUAACUAACUAUAGGAAUCACACGCCAAUGAGGUAUUCAUAUUGGGAAAUUCAGAGGAUGACCAAACGUUUCAAAGAAAAAUUAGGACAAGGAGGGUUUGGCUCUGUAUAUAAAGGAGUGCUUCCCAAUGGCAAUCCAGUCGCAAUAAAGAUGUUGAGCAAGACUAAAGGGAAUGGGCAAGACUUCAUCAAUGAAGUUUCCACUAUUGGAAUGAUUCAUCACAUUAACAUUAUGCGACUAAUUGGAUUCUGCGCAGAGGGAUCAAAGAGGGCUCUUCUAUAUGAAUUCAUGCCUAACGGCUCUCUGGAUAAGUAUAUAUUUGCUCAAGAUUCUAACAUCAACAAUCUAAGCUGGGACAAGUCAUAUGAAAUUUCCGUAGGUAUUGCUCGUGGGAUUGAAUAUCUACAUCGAGGUUGUGAUAUGCGGAUUUUACAUUUUGAUAUCAAGCCCCACAACAUUCUUCUUGAUGAGAACUUUACUCCAAAAGUUUCAGACUUUGGGCUUGCAAAAUUAUAUCCAACCGAUGAUAGUAUUGUAUCUGUAACUGCUGUACGAGGAACAAUAGGGUAUGUGGCUCCUGAACUAUUUUACAGAAAACUAGGAGGAGUUUCAUACAAAUCUGAUGUUUAUAGUUUUGGAAUGUUAUUAAUGGAAAUUGCUGGUAAAAGGAAAAACCUCAACCCACAUGUCGAUAAUUCAAGCCAAAUUUUCUUCCCAACAUGGAUAUAUGAUCAGUUGGAUGGAGAUGAAGACUUGGAUUUGGGGACUGAAACAGAGGAUGAAAAGGAUAUAGUGAAGAAACUGAUUAUAGUUGCACUAUGGUGCAUACAAAUGAGGCCUAACGAUCGUCCUUCAAUGAGCAAAGUUAUAGAAAUGCUAGAGGGCAGUGUACAAGUUCUGCAAAGGCCACCCAAGCCCUGCUUAACAUCUCCACCUCGGGAUCUUGAUGAAGCUCAUGAAUCUAUUUCAGGUUCUGCCACACAGUCAGCAAUUGCUUUGGAAUCAACAUCCACCACCACAGACUCCAUUAUCUCAAUUGUGAAUGUUUAACUCUUAAUUGCAUGACAAUCUUUUUUAUUUUUUUCUUCUUCCUCUUCUUUUUCCCAGUUUCUUUAUUUUGUUUCCCUCUUCCUCAAUCAUAUAUGUAUUGUAUUUUAGUAGUUAUCUACUUGUACGUUCAAUUGUUAAAUUUUUGGUUUAACAUUUUGAAAAAUGACUAAAAAUUAGGGGCUUUAUUUUU
Messenger RNA from Macadamia integrifolia, 2250 nucleotides. RefSeq names its product LEAF RUST 10 DISEASE-RESISTANCE LOCUS RECEPTOR-LIKE PROTEIN KINASE-like 2.7. The record is from RefSeq and is a predicted model, not a curated record. The transcript has 4 exons. Gene Ontology annotation, biological process: protein phosphorylation. The coding region runs from base 135 to 2060 and encodes 641 amino acids. Lineage: Eukaryota; Viridiplantae; Streptophyta; Magnoliopsida; Proteales; Proteaceae. Gene Ontology annotation, molecular function: ATP binding; polysaccharide binding; protein kinase activity.